This is a messenger RNA of Lates calcarifer (barramundi perch), 1227 nucleotides long. It is a transcript of the gene grem1b, whose product is annotated as gremlin 1b. Lineage: Eukaryota; Metazoa; Chordata; Actinopteri; Centropomidae. Gene Ontology annotation, molecular function: BMP binding; receptor ligand activity. The coding region runs from base 331 to 879 and encodes 182 amino acids. The transcript is spliced from 2 exons. Gene Ontology annotation, biological process: animal organ morphogenesis. The record is from RefSeq and is a predicted model, not a curated record.
CGGAUAGUUUUGAUUUUCUCUACAUCGUGCUUAGCCAAUAAUGUAGAGGGAACUGUUGUGCACAUCUCAGCUGGCAGACAUUUAAAAGGGAGACAGUCCGGCGCUGGAGCAAUUUGUAUUAAACCCCCCUCCACCACCACCACCACCACUGCCCACCCACCCCACCGCCACCCCACCCGGCCCCUGUCUAUGGAGCGGUUAGUCUCCCACCCAUCCGCAGUCCCACCAGUGUACAGUCGACAGCAGUAGGUGUCUAUCACCUCGGAAGGUGCCUUCACAGGACUGACAAGAUCGGAUCGUUGCGCUUGUUGCAGUGGAGACUCGAACAGGAUGGCCAACUCGACGCGUAUCUUUUGCAGUAUGGUUUUCAUCAUCGGGUUGCUGUCCUCUCCCGUGGAUUCAAAAAGAAAUCGAGGUUCACAAGGCGCCAUUCCUCAUCCUGACAAAAACAACCCAAACGAAUCGGAGCAGCAACCGCAGCCUCCGCAGGCGGGCUCCGGGUCCCGGCAGAGGCAGGGCUCUUCCUCGCCGGCCGACGAGGUGCUGGAGUCCAGCCAGGAAGCUCUGCAUGUGACGGAGCGCCAGUAUUUGAAACGGGACUGGUGCAAGACGCAACCGCUCAAACAGACCAUCCACGAGGAGGGCUGCGUCAGCCGCACCAUCAUCAACCGCUUCUGUUACGGACAGUGCAACUCCUUCUACAUCCCCAGGCACAUCCGCAGGGAGGAGGGUGCCUUUCAGUCCUGCUCGUUUUGCAAGCCGAAGCGUUUUACCACCAUGACUUUUACUUUGAACUGUCCGGACCAGCAGCCACCCACCAAGAAGAAACGCAUCCAGCGCGUUAAACAGUGCCGCUGUAUAUCCAUAGACCUGGACUAAAAACACACAGAAAUGUGUUGAGUGUGUGUGUGUGUGUUUUCAUAUUCUUAUUCUUCGCGGACAGGAUUGUUGAGGCUGUCACACAGCCGAGAGCACGUGCCAGCCUCCACCUGGGGAUAGGCUCCACAUAUACGACGACUUUUCAAGGCUGCCUACGUGUAUACUACGAAUCUCUUCUUGCACAACGUGUGAACAAAUAUGGACAAACCACUCACAAAGCUGAACCGCAACGAACAUUUUUACUCCUCACCAGUUUGCCAAGUUUGAAAACAAGCAUCACUGCACGGCACGGGGACGUUGAUUUGGAAUGGGCACGUUUUACGCACGGCUUCCCCCCCCCCCCCCCCC